This is a messenger RNA of Hibiscus syriacus, 908 nucleotides long. RefSeq names its product dof zinc finger protein DOF3.1-like. Lineage: Eukaryota; Viridiplantae; Streptophyta; Magnoliopsida; Malvales; Malvaceae. Gene Ontology annotation, molecular function: DNA-binding transcription factor activity; DNA binding. Gene Ontology annotation, biological process: regulation of DNA-templated transcription. The record is from RefSeq and is a predicted model, not a curated record. Bases 108 to 878 code for a protein of 256 amino acids. The transcript has a single exon.
CUUUUCAGGCUUCGAAGGUUCAUGGCUUUUCGGUUCCUUGAAAUUUGAAUAAAAAACAGUGUUUUUUUUACUCUUUUUUAGGUCACAAACAUUAAUUGAAAAUUGAAAUGGAAGAGCUGAGGGGUUUUCAACAAGUGAGAGCACCGGUUUUUCCAGUGCAGGAGCAGCUGAAAUGCCCACGCUGUGAUUCAACCAACACUAAAUUCUGUUACUACAACAACUACAACUUGUCUCAGCCGCGCCAUUUCUGCAAGGACUGCCGGCGUUACUGGACCAAAGGCGGCACCCUCCGUAACAUCCCCGUCGGCGGCGGUACCCGCAAGAACACCAAACGCUCCUCCUCCUCCUCCUCAAACAAUAGCAACCAACCCAAACGCCAGCCCAGUCCUACUACUGAACCGACCCCAAACCAAAAACUCCCUGACCCCUGUCCGCCACCGCCGCCGACAUCGUCGACGGUUCCUCCACAGGUUCUUCUGAGCUCGGCGGUUCAGAAUUCGGUUGCCGAUGCUGACCAGACCCGGUUGUUUGUCUUGUCGCUGGAUCAUCAAGAAAGGAAUAUGAUAGAUAGCGGUGGGAGCUUUAGCUCGCUGCUGGCAUCGAGUGGGCAGUUUGGGAACCUUGUAAACAAGUUGAAUCCAAAUGGGUCGGGUUCGAAAACAGCCCGCGUGGAUAAUUUUGGAGCGAAUUUGGCUUGGGAUCGUGGAGUGGAUAGAGGUUCGGAUCGGGAUCCGAGAUUGGGAGAUGGCAACAAUAGCAGCAAAGAGGCUGAAGAGAGUUAUUUAGGAGGAGGUGGUGGGGAUACAAGUUGUUGGACUGGCGGUAGCAAUGGCUGGCCUGAUCUUGCUAUUUACACUCCUGGUUCAAGUUUUCAUUAGAAAAUUAUUGGGAUAUUUUACCGAAUAUGU